Molecule: messenger RNA, 1650 nt
Organism: Empidonax traillii (willow flycatcher)
Lineage: Eukaryota; Metazoa; Chordata; Aves; Passeriformes; Tyrannidae
Gene: PARVB
Product: parvin beta
Exons: 13
Coding region: 67-1164 (365 amino acids)
Biological process (GO): substrate adhesion-dependent cell spreading; establishment or maintenance of cell polarity; lamellipodium assembly
Cellular component (GO): lamellipodium; focal adhesion; actin cytoskeleton
Molecular function (GO): actin binding
Source: RefSeq, a predicted model, not a curated record
UCCCGCAGCCCCCGGCGGGACGGGCAGGGCAGGGUGGGCUCCCCGCAGAGCCCCAGGCACAGCCCCAUGUCCGCACAGCCCCUGCGAUCCCCGACCCUGCGGCCGCACAGGAUGAAGAAAGAGGAGUCGUUCCUGGGCAAGCUCGGCGGGACCCUGGCCAGGAAGAAGAAAGCCAAGGAGGUGAGUGACCUCCAAGAAGAAGGUAAAAAUGCAAUCAAUGCUCCAAUGAACCCAAGCAUCGUGGACAUCCAUCCAGAAGAUACAUUAUUAGAGGAGAAUGAGGAACGCACCAUGAUUGAUCCCAACUCCAAGGAAGACCCCAAGUUCAAAGAGCUGAUCAAGGUUCUGAUUGACUGGAUUAAUGAUGUGCUGGUGGAGGAGAGGAUCAUUGUCAAACAGCUCGAGGAGGACCUUUAUGAUGGGCAGGUGCUGCAGAAGCUGCUGGAAAAACUGGCUGACCGUAAACUGAACGUGGCAGAAGUGACACAAUCUGAAAUUGGUCAGAAACAAAAGCUGCAGACGGUCUUGGAAGCUGUCCAUGAUUUGCUCCGACCCCAUGGCUGGACAAUCAAGUGGAAUGUUGACUCAAUCCACGGCAAGAACCUGAUUGCCAUUCUUCACCUGCUGGUGGCUUUGGCAAUGCAUUUCCGCGCUCCCAUCCGACUGCCCGAACACGUGUCUGUGCAAGUGGUGGUUGUGAGGAAACGUGAAGGCCUCCUCCAGACCACUCACGUUUCAGAGGAGCUGACGACCACGACAGAGAUGAUGAUGGGAAGAUUUGAGCGUGAUGCCUUUGACACACUCUUUGAUCACGCACCAGACAAGCUCAGCGUAGUCAAAAAGUCUCUGAUCACCUUUGUGAACAAACACUUGAAUAAACUAAACUUGGAAGUAACAGAGUUGGAAACCCAGUUUGCAGAUGGUGUUUAUUUGGUCUUGCUCAUGGGUCUCCUCGAGGACUAUUUUGUUCCACUUCACAACUUCUACUUAACACCUGAAAGUUUUGAUCAGAAGGUCCAUAAUGUUUCCUUUGCUUUUGAGCUGAUGCAGGAUGGAGGACUGAAGAAACCAAAGGCUCGCCCUGAAGAUGUUGUCAACUUGGACCUGAAGUCUACCCUCAGGGUUCUGUACAACCUGUUCACCAAGUACAAGAACGUGGAGUGAUCGUGGAAGCUGCUGAGGUCUCUCCAUCCUUCAGCCUCCUGAGGCAGAAAUGACCAUAAACACGCCCUCUGCACACCCCCCUUGUGCCUUCUGCUCCACUUCAUGCAUUCUUUCUACAGUUGGUGUGCUCUGUCUGUAGCUCUUUGUAUGACAAUUCCACUAAAAAUAGUGCAUGUGUAAUUCCCUAGGUCACUUGAAAAUGUGUAGAUACGUCACGCUUUUACCAGAAGGUUGGAUCUGUUGUUUGUUAUAACCUACAAGUGUUCUUUUUGAGAAAGGAAAUAUACCACUAACUACUUUAAUGAGCAGGGAAAACACAAGACCUUCCUCGUGGCUGGAGACUCUUUGGUUCUACACUAGGCUUUCUCUUGUACACUCCUUGGUCGCAACUGGCAUUUGGUGAUUUUUCCAGGCUUAAGUGUUUAGCAACAGAAAAUCAGCAAUAGGAGUUAUUUACAAGCUGAGCCUUUUCUGUUAAAUAAGGUU